Molecule: messenger RNA, 1637 nt
Organism: Aegilops tauschii subsp. strangulata
Lineage: Eukaryota; Viridiplantae; Streptophyta; Magnoliopsida; Poales; Poaceae
Source: RefSeq, a predicted model, not a curated record
GUUAAACAGUCUGUAGCCUAACUGUAGGUUGUUAGGAUCAGCUCGUGUGCUGUAUAGAUAAUGAUCAAGUUAGGUUGUUGUAGAUAAAAUCCUAACUGAAUUGUAUCUAUCUUGUACCCUGCCUGAGUAUAAAUGGAAGGCAAGGCCUGACGCAUAAGUCACGGCAAUUCAUUACUUCUGACUUGGUAUUAGAGCGAUAAGAUCCUCUCCCAUCGAUCUCUCCCUCCCCGCCGCCGCCAUGUCAGGCCCUGCCGCCAUCAACUCCACCUCCGGUGCCCUCACCUCUCCCAAUGCCCGCGUCCUCGCCACCGCUGCUAGCUCCUCCGCUCCUGUCUCGAUCUCCUCGAUCGGCAAUCUCAUCACGAUCCGUCUCACAAGGGACAACUUUCUCCUCUGGAAGACGCAGGUUGUCCCGGCGCUCCACUCCCAUGGCCUCUUCGGCUACGUCGAUGGCUUGGAGCAGCCGCCGUCCUACACCAUCACCACCGGCGCCGGCGCCGAUGCCAAGGAGGAGGCAAACCCGCUCUUCCUUCAGUGGUACCAGCGAGACCAGUUGGUGCUCAUUGCACUGCUGGGCUCCAUGACGGAGGAUGUGCUCGGUCAGAUGACGCUCAUGACCACCUCCGCCGCCGUCUGGGCGGCCCUCCAUGACAUGUUCUCCUCGCAGAACAAGGCGCGUCUCAUGCAGAUGCGUUUUCGGCUGUCGAACCUGAAGAAGAAGGACCUCACCGCCACUGAAUACUUCAACAAGAUGAAGGGCUUUGCUGAUGCUAUGGCGUCCAUUGGCAAGCCUCUUGGCGAUGACGAGAUCCUCGGCUACAUGCUGGCCGGUCUUGGGUCUGAAUUUGAACCUCUGGUGGCCUCCAUCACCGCUCGCGAGGAGCCGAUCAGCCUUGGCAGCUUCUACGCGUUCCUCGUCAGCGCCGAGCUCCGCAUGGAACAGCAGGCGUCCGUGGGCGAGCUCCACUCCUCCGCCAACUCUGCAGCAUGCAACUCUGAUGGCCAGCGCAAUGGCGGGCGCGGCGGCCACGGAGGUCAAGCUGGAGGCCAAGGCGGCAAGGCUGACAAGGCCGUGGCCGUGGCCAGGGGCGUGGUCGCGGCAAGUACAUCAAGUGUCAGGUGUGCUCCAAGUUUGGCCAUGAUGCUCUGCACUGCAGGAACCGCUUCAACCAUGCCUAUCAGCCUGAAGACAACCGUGAGCGUUCCGGCAACGCCGUGCACUCCGGCGGCGUCGAGUAUCCGAGCUGGUACAUGGACUCGGGCGCCACCGAUCAUCUGACCGGCGACCUCGACAGGCUCACCAUCCAGGAGCGCUACCACGGCAAAGAUCAAGUGCAAGUCGCCAAUGGUGCAAGACCGGGCAACGAGGGCGGUUCUUCUUCAAGGUAGAUGUCGUGGCGGUCUCUACCCGGUGCCAAGCCUCAGGUCGUCCGUGUCCAGUCGUCGAGCGCUCUCCAGCAUGAAGCUUUUUCAUGAUCUUUGGCAUCGACGCUUAGGUCAUCCUAGCAAAAGUGUCGUCGAGUCCGUUCUUAGGUUAAAUAAAUUUGCUUGUGCACCGUCUGUCGAAUCUAGUGUCUGUGAUGCGUGUCAACGUGCUAAAGUCCAUCAAUUGCCUUUUAAGGAUUCUACUCAUGUAA